Molecule: messenger RNA, 3054 nt
Organism: Symsagittifera roscoffensis
Lineage: Eukaryota; Metazoa; Xenacoelomorpha; Acoela; Convolutidae
Product: extended synaptotagmin-2-like
Exons: 4
Coding region: 16-2679 (887 amino acids)
Cellular component (GO): endoplasmic reticulum membrane; extrinsic component of cytoplasmic side of plasma membrane
Molecular function (GO): calcium ion binding; calcium-dependent phospholipid binding; phosphatidylcholine binding
Source: RefSeq, a predicted model, not a curated record
AAUGUAAUAUAUUCAAUGGCUGACGCAGAACUUCGAAGAAGGCGCACGGCAGAUGGGCUGAUCGAAGAAAAGUCUUCAGAUGUGAAGCUGGGAAUGGAAGACGAAGAAGUGGAGCGCAAACAGCUGGGGCAAAAAAAGUCAAUGGAAGUGGAUCCAUUGCUUACAGAAGUAAUCAAUCAUAUUCAAAGGAUUGGAUUUCAUAUUACUGCGUUGUUUGUGUUUUAUCUGUUGGGACGCAUGGGUUUGGUAUGGACGACUUUGUUGCUGUCAAUUGUAGGAUAUUAUCUGAUUGUCAAAAUGGAUUCAAUCAAGAAGAAACUUUCGUUCCUUUUGCACUUUGUACAACCCAAAGACACUGAUAACGUAAGAGAGCAUCAUAUUACAAGUCGACCUAGAGAUCUGCCGAGGUGGGUUCGGUUUCCUGACGAAGAAUCGGUCCAUUGGCUGAAUAACAUAAUCCAAGCAUUGUGGCCAUUGAUUAGCCAGUAUGCAGACUCAAAGAUAAGGUCAGAAGUUCAGCCGAUUCUUGACGAAAAAGUUCCUCCUAAGCUCAAACCGGUCAGCUUGCACCAAUUGGAUUUCGGAUCAAUCGCUCCACUAGUGGGCUCCAUUCAAGUAUACGACGAAGAGUUCACCAAAAGAGAUGAAAUCAUUAUGGAUAUGGAGCUUUACUAUGCCGGGAACUCUAAUUUUUCUGUCACGGUGAAAGAUCACGUCGCUGCUAAACUAUCAGAUGUCCAGUUUUUUGGUCACUCGAGAUUGGUUCUCUCGCCUCUGUCAAAACAGAUGCCUCUAAUCGACGCUAUUCAGUUUUACUUUACCAGAGCUCCUCAGAUAUUUUGGCGUGGCAAAAAGUUGCUCUAUUUACUGGAAUUUCCAAAAGUAAAUGACAUGAUAAUGGAACAAGUUUUAGACCAGAUGGCGAAAUUUGUCAUAUUUCCGAAUGCAUUCUGCAAGCAACUGCGGGAUAAAUCAAAAGAUAAGUUUACUAUUCAGUCUCCGAUUGCGGAUGGUGUUCUGAGAAUAGCGGUACGAGGUGCUCGAAACCUAGCCAACAAAGAUACAUUUGGAAAGUCAGACCCUUAUUGUGUCACUGUUGUGGGGUCAACAUCGUUCAAGACGAAAGUGGUCGAAGACAACUUAAACCCUGUGUGGAACGAGUUCUAUGAGCUUCCGAUCUAUAAUCCUGCGGGCAUGAGCGUCGAUUUUUUUCUGUUUGACGAGGAUGUGAACAACGACGAAAGUCUAGGCGGACUCAGCAUCCCGUUGACGCAAAUUAAGAAGGAGGGUUUUAUAGACACCUCAGGGCGUCUUGUGGACACCAAAAAGGGCGAGAUUCAGGUCCAACUUCAGUACUGCCACCUUGUGCCGAAAAUUGACGAAUCGGCUGACAAAUCAGAACCUGUCAAAACCGAUGUCGUCACACUGACCGAAAAAGCUACCAGUGAAAUCACGGAAUGUUUCGGAGCUUUUCCAAGUACUGCUCAAUCUUUCAGUCAGUGUUAUGUGAACGUGUUUAUAGAUUCGGCAUCAAACUUGCCUCGAAAUCAUCCGACUGAUAUGCGGGCUUACCCCAGCCCAUAUGUGAAAAUAUCCAUUCCAGGAUAUCCAUUGGAGAAGCAGACAAAAGUUGUGAAAGAUAUGAGUAAUCCAGUCUGGGAGCAGAGUUUUGACUUUCUGGGCGACAACACAGAAGAUAAAAUCAUCAAAUUUGAAGUGUUUGAUUCUGAGAAGAACACGCAAAGUGAUGGACAAGUGCAGGCGAUGAUUGGUCAGACCCAAUCAAUGCUGGGCCAUGUAGGACUUGGACAUACUACCCAUCGUGUCAUUGGAAGUGUCAAAGUUCCACUGCGAGACGUUAUGAAAAGUCCGAACCUAACCCUUGAAUCGCCAUUCACAAUUCUGAGCUCCUCUGACUCUCAGAUUUUAGUGAAGAUAACAGCUAAGUUCCUUCUGAAAGGUGACCCGAAUUACAGUUCGGGGAAAGAUCUAGACGAUGGUGAGGAUUUCCAGGAUUCGCAUGGAAAAGAUGGUGGAACCAAUGAACCUGGAAAUGCGUUCCGACCUGAUUACGACGGAACUUAUGACGACAGCUCACCAGGUAGUAAAGGACCUGACAGUGGUGAUUACGGAAAAGGGUUCCAAGGAGCAGUGGAGAAUAAUAAUAAUUAUUAUGGAACUCUUGAUAGAAAAAAUUCAGGUAGGAUGUCGAAGAAAGCGACUAGUAUCCGAUCGAUGGCAGACGCGAUCCCAGUAGCCAAGUUGUUCCUCAAGAUUCGAUAUGCGCGGGAGUUCAGCCGUCUUAUUGUCCAAGUAGACAAGGCAGAAGGACUGUUCGCAUCUAAGCUGCUACCGUACGUGGAAGUUAAACUGAAACCAGACGAAAUAAAAAAGCAAACAGACUUCGUGAAAACCCUUUCGUCACAGCAAGGAUCAGUUCCCAGUCUGCAAAUCAGUCAGGAAAUUGUCCAGUGGAACAAAGUGUUGGAGUUCAUAGUACCCCAGCACGAUCUGAGCAAUAAAAUUCUGCAAGCAAAAGUCAAAAACCACGCGACAUUUCCGAGGAGCGACACGUGUUUCGGCUAUGUUUCGAUCCCGCUUUAUACGAUGCCUCUCGAAGCUCCGUUUCAGUCGUGGUUUCUCGUGACUCCUAAACCGCAGCCGACGCCUUUGUACUGAAAAAUCUCAGGAGUUCUAAAGCUAAAAACUUUAUCGAAACCAUUAAAAACCUCUGGCCAUUUAAAAAAAACUUAUAUAAAAAACUCUUACAUCUUGCCUUAAAAAUGUAAACCAGGUUUGGUCAAAAUUUGACGUGCUUAAAGCAUCCAGGUCACAAUCUAUCGCUUCUAUCGUGCCUUUUGUACAGAAAUAUUUUAGUUUUGAUUAGUUUGUAAAUAUAUUUUUUUCUUUGCACUAAUGGAGGUAAUAAAUUACCCUCAGUAAAUUAGUAAUUGAGAAUUAUAAUGAGCUUGCCACAAACGAUAUAAAUCCAUCAUUUUGAAAAUGAGAUUUUAAAUCUGUCUUCGUUAAUUCAACUGAAAUAUGACUCAGAAA